This is a messenger RNA of Chroicocephalus ridibundus (black-headed gull), 430 nucleotides long. RefSeq names its product MYC binding protein (gene MYCBP). Lineage: Eukaryota; Metazoa; Chordata; Aves; Charadriiformes; Laridae. Gene Ontology annotation, cellular component: nucleus. The transcript has 5 exons. The record is from RefSeq and is a predicted model, not a curated record. Gene Ontology annotation, molecular function: transcription coactivator activity. Gene Ontology annotation, biological process: regulation of DNA-templated transcription. Bases 70 to 381 code for a protein of 103 amino acids.
AAACCGCCGAAGCGCGGCGCGCGGGGCAGGGCGCAGGCGCGGGGCCGGGGCAGGCGCGGUGCGGGGUUGAUGGCGCAUUGCAAGGCCGCGGACUCCAAGCGGGAGCAGUUCCGCCGGUACCUGGAGAAGUCGGGGGUGCUGGACACGCUCACCAAGGUGUUGGUAGCCUUAUACGAAGAGCCAGAGAAACCAAAUAGUGCACUGGACUUUCUGAAGCAUCAUCUAGGAGCUUCAGCUCCUGAGAAUCCAGAAAUAGAGGCACUUCGCUUGGAAGUGGCAGAGAUGAAAGAAAAAUAUGAAGCUGUGUUGGAAGAAAAUAAAAAACUGAAAACCAAGCUGGCUCAGUAUGAACCACCUCAAGACGAGAAGCAUGGUGAAUAACAGUAGUUUCUCCUUUAAUGCCUUGACUUAAUAAAGGGCUUCCUGAGAA